CUUCGACAAGAUGCUCGUUGGCUUGUUUUUGCGACAAGGAGGUGUCCUCCAUGGUGUCAUUGUAGGGUUCAGGGUGAAUACACCGAGAUUAAAUAUCUUCUAACAAGAUGUCUGGUUACACGCCGGACGAGAGGCUCCGCAUUGAGCAGAUCACAAAGCUCAGAAGGCAAUGGCUGAAGGACCAGGAACUCAGUCCCAGAGAACCCGUCAUCAAGCCACAGGCUCCGGGCGCCAUAGCUAAAUUCUGGGCUGGCUUUCUGGAACCCAAGAGUCUGUGGAGGCAAUACACCUACAAGGCAUACCGAGGUGGAGUAUUUGGAUUGACACGGGUGUUGAUACCAGCGUGGAUCGUUCACUAUUGUGUCAAGUACCACAUGGCUAACCUGCCAUAUGGUAUUGUGGAGGUGAAACCCAAGUUGUUUCCCGGGGACGUUAUUUUGGAGACGGGCGAAGUUGUUCCCGAUCUACCCAUGACCCACGGUCACCACUAAUGCACACAGUUAAAAUGUUUCUAUAAAGUCAUUGUAAAAAAAUAACCUAUAUAUGUUAUUAAAACAUUUCCAAUCAUAA
Gadus macrocephalus (Pacific cod) is the source of this 570-nucleotide messenger RNA. It is a transcript of the gene ndufb6, whose product is annotated as NADH:ubiquinone oxidoreductase subunit B. The coding region runs from base 108 to 491 and encodes 127 amino acids. Gene Ontology annotation, biological process: mitochondrial ATP synthesis coupled electron transport; mitochondrial electron transport, NADH to ubiquinone. The record is from RefSeq and is a predicted model, not a curated record. Lineage: Eukaryota; Metazoa; Chordata; Actinopteri; Gadiformes; Gadidae. The transcript is spliced from 4 exons.